Zophobas morio is the source of this 2578-nucleotide messenger RNA. RefSeq lists its product as uncharacterized. The record is from RefSeq and is a predicted model, not a curated record. Gene Ontology annotation, molecular function: RNA polymerase II cis-regulatory region sequence-specific DNA binding. Gene Ontology annotation, biological process: regulation of transcription by RNA polymerase II. NCBI's taxonomy places the organism in Eukaryota, Metazoa, Arthropoda, Insecta, Coleoptera, Tenebrionidae. The transcript has 4 exons. The coding region runs from base 362 to 1258 and encodes 298 amino acids.
ACCGCCAUAUAAACUGUCAUCUCGAAGCACGCGUGACAUCAAAAUUGUGACAUUUUUGUGUAAAUCGGCAUAAAUUGCGCACAUUUUUCUCCAAACAAUCCGUUUUUGGCGAAAAUGCGCAAUUCCAGUGCACGUGUAAUUGUGUGAAACCACCUGCCAGCGCUGUCAUUCAUUUAUUUACGGUGUUAAUUUUUGAAUGUCACUUGGUUGCAUAAAAAGGCACCACAGGCAGGCAUCUAAAAGUGUUUACUUGCCGCAGCAUUGAAAAUAUUCAAAGACUCGUCAGCCGCAAAGGCGAAGAAGAUAAAUAGAAGUGUUACGUAAAUUCAUGUUUUGAUUUGACGUGCUGUCAACUUUGAAAAUGAAAGUCCAUCGUGAAAGAUUUCAGUCGAGCAGCAGCACUGAUGAGAAUGAAUCUGGUUCGGAACAGGAGGAUCACCAUCAGCUUAUGCAGAUUGCCAAUCUCACCAACCUUUCGGUGGAGCCUACAAGGAAGAGAAGGGGGAAUUUGCCUAAGCAUUCGGUGAAGAUUUUGAAGAGGUGGCUAUAUGAGCACAGGUACAACGCUUAUCCUAGCGAUGCCGAAAAAAUGACUCUCUCCCAAGAAGCCAACUUAACGGUUCUCCAAGUGUGCAAUUGGUUCAUUAACGCUCGUCGUCGAAUUCUUCCGGAAAUGAUAAGACGAGAGGGCCACGAUCCGCUCCACUACACCAUCUCUCGAAGAGGCAAAAAACUGACCAACUCUGGUACGAUGGGUGUAGAUCAAGCCCGUGCUCAGUGGGACGAAGAAAUUGCAACGGUCGGAGGGAAACGCAUCCGUUUAGAUCAUGACUACGACGAUUCCAUGAAUCUCAUGUACCGCUCUGAAGAGGACAGUCCGAACGAGUAUGAAAGUUCAAGUCCCAGCGAGGAAGAAAAGUUCAACCCAUGGCAGACUGUUAUUAGAUAUGGGGUUUCGAAAGAAUCGGCCUAUCCGGUGAAGAGGGGUCCUCCAGAGGAAGCCCAGAUCACAACGAACCAGUAUUGGAACGCCUCCCACCCCCAGUUGUCUCACUUGCCGCAGCUCCCUCACCCCCUCUCCACUCCCAAGGUGCAGGUGAUGCCGGCCCACCAGAUAAACCCCCUCCACACGGAAACGGAUCCGCUCAGUACCAACGAGGAGGAGGACAAAGAUAAGUUCAAGUGUUUGUAUCUGUUGGUUGAGACGGCCGUGGCGGUCCGACAGCGCGAAAAAGAGCAAGGAAACGUUCAAGUAUAGCCGCAAAUCUGGGGCAUCGCUCGUUUCACUUGUGCCUUGCUUAGUUUAGUUCGCGCAGAAUCUGAUCAGUCAGUUUUAUGGCAAAAAGUUUAAACACUACAACGAAAGACUGUUGAAGAUUUUUGUACAAGUGUGAUAUUUGUAAUUUUAAACGGUUUGCCAAAAACGCGGUGGUCGUCCUACAGUUGUGCUAAAAGUAUUGGCAGAGGUUUGUGGUGAAACUUUUUGUUAUAAGAUUUCAUAUUUUACUUAGAACUUGUCUAAUGUAGUUGUUUAUUUUUUCUAGUUUUUAGCGUCUUUGGAGUGACAUUUUAAUGAGUUUUUCAUUUUUUCAAAAGAGUGAUAUUAUGUGGUGUUUACUUGAUGUAACGAAAUUUUUGUAAUACCAUUAUUGGAAAUUUUGGUUGUUUUUCUUCUGACUUUUUAGAGCGCGGAUUAUCUCAUUAAAAUUUUGCUUGAAUCAGGGUAGCAUCAACACGUUCUGUGAUAACUGAUAUGUGCAAAAUAGAACAAAUUCUCACUUUGGUACUGUCCAAAUUCAUGACAAAAGCUAUGUGCCAUAAGAUAUUUGAUGAGAUAAUCUGGUCAUCGAGUACUUAGAUUUUGAUCUGAUGACGUGUCAUAAAAUAAGAUUAAACUAUUUCAGUGGCAGAUGUAACUUCUAACAGUGUACCUGUUGUGGCAUUUUCCUCCCAACAUUGUCUCGAUCCAUGUUAAAUAUUUGAAAUUUUGACGAUACAUUUUAAAGUGUAUUCUACUAAUAGUUUUCUAAGAAAUUUUUAUAUACAGAUGACGUUGUACAUUUUGUAAAAUCAACUUUCAUGUUUAAUAUUGUUGAUAAGAUAUAGUUAGCAUUUAGCUUUUUUCUAUUAAGUUCUGAAUUAAUUUAUGAGGUACUCAGAAGUGAAUUUUUGUAAAUAUCUCGAUUUUGUACGACAUGUUUUGUUUUGUAUUUUUCAUGCAUAUUUCUUUCUUUUGUUAGCACCAUCCGCUCUCAUUUCGGCACAGAUUACGUCGUUUUUAUGGUAAAGUUGAAAAUUCUCAAUGUAUAUUCUGUAGAACUGUUUGCUCAAAUGUGACAAGUACAAAAUCUUGUAUAUACUUAAUAGAUAUAUAUACUAAGCAAUAUGUAGAAGGUAACUAUUUUGUGUAGUAAUUUUCUAUUUUUACUAUAAAUUUGAUGACCUUUCAGCCACAGAGAGAAAUAUGUGUGAAAUACUUCCACUGCCAGAAUUACUAUAAGUAUAUUGAGGAUGGCUAUUAUUUACCUCAAAUCUUUGUAUCUAGGUAGUGUUGUUAAUAAAUAUGUUUGAAACGCGA